ACGAACCUUACUCCAACUCGUCCUCUUGUGAGUGCAAGCACUUCGGUCCAAAACCACGAGCCGAGCGUCUCUUGGCAAGCCUGCAAUGGGCUACGCACUGUUUGCUCCUUCUCAAGCUCUUGCGUUACGAUACAAGAGGGGGUUAAUAUAAGCAUAAUUCAGCGCUUCGUCAUCUCUCUCGCUUCGAAAUGUCUGGCAUUGGUGCUCUGCUGACGAGUCCCGUGGCGGGCAUCUAUGACGGCUUGCGCUACUCUCGCAGCUCCAAGUGGAACGUAGCGGCCAGCUACGAAGGUCUGGAUUCUCUCCACGCGCAAACGCGCUUCACAGUUGGUACGAUGCCUGUCUCUGAGGGCAGCACGGCAUCAUAUAUGUCGUUGGCAAAGGAGAAGUAUUCCGCAUCAAAAUUGACGAACACCCACAGCUUGUGUGGGAAGGCGAGAUGUGGAAAGGUAGGUUGCGAUACUGCCUGCACCUUGUAGCCAAGUACCUUUUCAAGUAACAAUGCAAGUUUCGAGGUCCUACAUUUCUGGCGAGUAGGCAAAAGAGCACAAGACCGGAAAAAGGUCUCUACUUUCG
Molecule: messenger RNA, 576 nt
Organism: Acaromyces ingoldii
Lineage: Eukaryota; Fungi; Basidiomycota; Exobasidiomycetes; Exobasidiales; Cryptobasidiaceae
Exons: 1
Coding region: 189-479 (96 amino acids)
Source: RefSeq, a predicted model, not a curated record